Messenger RNA from Polistes canadensis, 4218 nucleotides. RefSeq names its product trehalase. The coding region runs from base 560 to 2689 and encodes 709 amino acids. Lineage: Eukaryota; Metazoa; Arthropoda; Insecta; Hymenoptera; Vespidae. Gene Ontology annotation, biological process: trehalose catabolic process. Gene Ontology annotation, molecular function: alpha,alpha-trehalase activity. The record is from RefSeq and is a predicted model, not a curated record. The transcript has 10 exons.
ACAGUAUUCGGUCAGACGCCGUACGGAUCAUUGCAGAUUUAGAGUGGUGUUUUGCAACUAUCAAAUUUAAAAUUCAGCAAAGUCGAGUUCGAAGAUAUUCUUAAAUUUUCAUGUCAAUUUUGUAGUUCGUUUUUACAUAGAGAAUGUUCAAAAAUCUCAUACGUCCACGUUCAUCAAAACGAUCGGCACUUGAUAGUAUUUCUAUUUGCACGAAAUCUUCAUUUAUUUCUAAAUUGUUUCCUUUUUGACCAGGUAUUAUACUAAUUUAAAGAGAGGGAAAGAUAGAGAGAGAGAGAGAGAAAAAUAAAAAAAUAAAUGUAAAUUAUAAUUGAAAUUAUCGUGUAACAUUAGUUGGUGAAUCAAUAAGUAAUAUAGAAGUGAUAAACGGUGUGCGUGUGACGUACGAUAUUACCGAUCGGGUCAAGGAGAGUGAUUUUAGUUGGAAAUUUAACUGACAGGCGGCGAGCGCAUGUGCCUCCUUUGUGUUAGUGAUUGUUUGUGUGUUUGUCGGGCUGUGUGAAGCAACGAGGAGGCCUUUGUAACGUGACGUUUUCAAGUAAUGCUGGUUGUUUGGCAAGGAGCCCGCCGUUGCCUGAGUUGCAGCGGGCAGCUCACCAAUCAAGGCUGCCAACUAGGCCAGCAUCGUCAUCAUUGUGGGCCAAUCGCGGACAAGCUCGAUCGGUAUCAACUCGUCGAUACCCGAUUGACGACCUACCGCCAUGCGGCACGAAUUACUGAGGAAGAUGCGGCCUUGCUGCUGGAGUUGAGACCGCCUCGCAGAUUAAGAAAAUUUGAGGGUCCACGUCCGAAAGCGAUAACCAGAAACAACAUUUACUGCCACGGCGAGCUGCUGCACAAAAUACAAAUGGCGUCGAUCUAUCCAGACUCGAAGACGUUCGUCGAUAUGAAGAUGAAGAAUUCACCGGAAAAAACGCUGGCGUUGUUUCGUGAAUUUAUGAAUCGUACGGACGAAAUGCCGACCAAAAGUGAAAUAGAACAGUUCGUUAACGAUACAUUCGAUCCUCCCGCAUCGGAGUUCGAGGAAUGGAAUCCAACCGAUUGGAUACCGAAUCCAAAGUUCCUUCAAAAUAUAAACGAUCCUGAAUAUAGGAAAUUUGCUUCGGAUUUGAACGAAAUUUGGAAGAUGUUAGGUAGAAAAAUGAAGGAUGACGUUAAAUUAAACGAGGAACAAUAUUCGAUCAUUUACGUGCCCAAUCCGGUGAUCGUACCAGGCGGCAGGUUCCGCGAAUUUUAUUAUUGGGACUCUUAUUGGAUCAUCAAAGGUCUUUUGUUAUCGGAAAUGUAUCAAACUGCUAGGGGUAUGCUUAGCAAUUUUGCAACUAUCGUUGAUAAAAUAGGUUUUAUUCCUAACGGUGGUAGAGUAUAUUACAAGAUGAGAUCGCAUCCGCCACUUCUGAUACCAAUGGUCGAAGAAUAUCUUCAAGUGACCAACGAUAAUCGUUGGUUAAAAGACAAUUUCUGGUUAUUAGAAAAGGAAUUUCAGUUCUGGAUUACCAAUCGUACGGUCGAAGUCGAAAAAGAUGGGAUUAGGUAUACACUUGCUAGAUACCACGAAGAAUCAUCUGGACCAAGACCGGAAUCCUACAGGGAGGACGUUCAAACCAGUCAAAGUUUUCGUACUGCCGAAGAAAAGGACAAUUAUUACGCGGAAUUGAAGACAGCCGCUGAAUCAGGUUGGGAUUUUUCCAGUCGUUGGUUUAUACUUGAUGGAACCAAUAAAGGUAACUUGAGCAACCUGAAGACGAGAUAUAUAAUCCCAGUUGAUUUAAAUGCGAUUUUAUAUCGUAACGCAGUACUUUUAAGUAAAUAUAGUCAAAGGAUGGGUAAUGCUACCAAAGAAGCAUAUUAUUCUACAAUUGCUGAUGAAUGGAAAAAAGCUGUUACCGCUGUUUUAUGGCACGACGAGGUUGGUGCUUGGUUGGAUUAUGAUAUUAUGAAUGAAAUCAAAAGGGAUUACUUUUAUCCUACAAACAUCUUGCCACUUUGGACGUAUUGUUACGAUUUUACAAAAAGAGAAGAAUACGUUUCUAAAGUAUUGAAGUAUCUUGAAAAGAAUCAGAUAAUGUUGAAUAAAGGUGGAAUACCAACGACUUUGGAACACUCUGGUGAACAAUGGGAUUAUCCUAACGCUUGGCCACCUCUUCAAUAUUUCAUUAUAAUGUCAUUGAACAAUACUCAAGAUCCAUGGGCCCAAAGGUUAGCCUACGAGAUAAGCGAAAGAUGGGUCCGAAGUAAUUACAAAGCUUUCAGCGCAACUACCCACAUGUUUGAAAAGUACGAUGCAACCGUUUCUGGUGGUUAUGGUGGUGGCGGAGAAUACGAGGUCCAACUUGGUUUUGGCUGGUCCAAUGGUCUCGCCAUGAUACUACUCGACAAAUAUGGUCAAACAUUGGUAGCCGAUGACAAAUUUACUCCCGAUAAUGUUCUUUACAAUGCUGCCCAACAGCAAGUUGUUGUAUCAACUGCUGGUCAAGUGAUGACAGGUAUCCUUGCCCUCAUCAUAUCACUCGCGGCAGGAUUUAUAGGAAUGGUGAUGUACAAACGUAGACAGUACACUGUGCCAGGGCCGUCAACUAUGGGUGCCAGAAGAAAAUAUGGGCCUACCGAAAGCAACGUUUAUCGUAAAAGAAUCGCAUAUACGGAAUUGAAAGAUAUGAAUAAUGAUUGACGAACCUGAUCGUUUAAAGUUCGAUUGGCUUUCACAUUUAUAGACAAAAGUAUGUUACUCAUGAUACAACAUUUUAACGAGAUUGAAAAUGAAAAUGAAAAAAAAAAGGGACGCUCUUUAUAAUUGCGAACGAAGAUUAUAUUAUAUACAGUGAAAGAGAAGGAGAGAAAUAGAAACAAAAUGUGUAGAAAAUAGUGGUGGUCUCUCAGGGAUGCGACUUAAACAAAACUUUCGAAUGUGUUGAACGAAGAAAGAAAGAUUUGAAAGUUGUGCAGCGUGGAAGGGGGGGGCGGUCAGGAAUACAUUUUAAUAAACGAAAACAAGAAAAAAGGCAGAAAAAAAAAUAAUUAUGGAUCAGAUUAUACAGGACGAAGAAAAAGAAACAUAUAAUAUAAAAGUUCAGAUGUGAUGGAUCUUCGAUACCGUCCAACGUGUUUUCCCAUUGACUAAUAAUAAUUGAAAAUUCAAUUUUUAUAAAAUGGCCGCUGGCGGUCUUUGAAGACACGUAUAAAAAGGUCUCGGAGUCUUUCAUUCGUCAAUCAUCAUCAUCAUCAUCAUUAUUAUAAUCAUCUAUCGUCAAGGUCUUUCGGUUCUUAUCCUAUUAUUUAUCAUCCGCCAUUUUUACGGGACAUUUCAAGAUGGUGGAUAAUCAAGAUGGAGAACAAAAUGGAGAAUGUGUCGAAUGAAAAUAUAUAGUGGAUGAAUGGGGAGGAGGAGUUUGAAAGGGAAAAAAUAAAUAUUGAAGAACUAAAAUGGAAGAAGAUUGGUAUGCCUACUUACGUUAAUUUGAAUACGACUGUAUGUUGUGUGUGUCUGCGUGUGUGUGUAUAUGUAUGUAUAAGAAAGGAGAGAGAAGUGUGCGAAAUGAAAUUCGCGUACUACCUUGUUCCUAAAUAGAAAAGCUUUUCGUUCGAGAUGUCGUCAUUUCCGCAUCUUUCGCAAGACGGAAGAUUCGCGCGAACAAUAAUACCAAAAGACGAUUGUUGAAAGUAAGUGUGUGGGUGGAUGCAUGCGUACGUAUAAAACCAACACGUAUAUAUUAUAUUUUCCGUUUUCUAGAUAAAAAGAAAGAUAAAACGCUAAACCAAAGUCGACACAAUUUCGUCGAGGUUUAAAUUAAUGUAAAAAGGAAAAUUUUGUUCUUUUUUUUUCUUUUAAUUGGAUAAUUUUUCAAGGGGCCGAGUUAUAUAUUUUCCUUAACUUUCUCUUAAACACUCAGAAACUGCAUGCACUUGCACACGCGUGCAACAAACGACAUUCUACGAAUUUAUAUUAUUUAUUAUUAUUUACGCAAACGCGCUCUAUCGUAUUUUGCUUAUUUACUUGAAUUAAAUUUUAGUAUCCUUUUGAUUCUUUUACAAACUAUGAUGAAUUACCAGGAUCGGAUUGUAAAUAGGGGAUGGUUAAAAAGAAGAUACGAAUGAAAAUGAAAUAUCUCUAAUUCUUAGAAGUAUGAUGCAUGAAUGUAUAUGUGUAGGCGCGCAUGUACACGUGUGUAUUACAUAAAAUGAAUAGAAUAUUUAGGUGAA